Numida meleagris (helmeted guineafowl) is the source of this 2619-nucleotide messenger RNA. It is a transcript of the gene ZGPAT, whose product is annotated as zinc finger CCCH-type and G-patch domain containing. Bases 328 to 2055 code for a protein of 575 amino acids. Gene Ontology annotation, cellular component: nucleus. Gene Ontology annotation, molecular function: DNA-binding transcription factor activity, RNA polymerase II-specific; metal ion binding; RNA polymerase II cis-regulatory region sequence-specific DNA binding. Gene Ontology annotation, biological process: negative regulation of DNA-templated transcription; regulation of transcription by RNA polymerase II. NCBI's taxonomy places the organism in Eukaryota, Metazoa, Chordata, Aves, Galliformes, Numididae. The transcript has 6 exons. The record is from RefSeq and is a predicted model, not a curated record.
GGCGUUGCACGUCGGCCCGAGGAGCCGGAAGUGGCUGCCCAGAAGGGCGGAAGUGCGGGGAGUGUUAUGGCGGCGGCACCGCGGGGGUGCGGGAGCUGAACGGGGAGGUCUGGGCUGCGGCCCUGAGAGGGUUCGGAGGCUCUAGAGGCCUCUAGCGGCGCCGUGGUGGGAUAGGGCAGAGCAGCCUCGAGCUCUCCGGGGGCUCUGACGCAUCUCUGGCCGCCCGUGCGCAGCGGGAAUUUCGCCGGGCUGCUUGCUGUAUGCUUCUGCGACAUGUUCUGAGUUCCCGGAAAGGACACAGUUAAGCACUCCUUUCUUUUGCUCGUAAUGGAUGAAGAGAGCCUGGAAGCAGCGAUCCAGGCCUACAACGCCCAGCUGCAGCAGGUGGAGCUGGCGCUGGGGGUGGGCCAGGACCCCUCGCAGCAGUCGGACCUGAUUCAAUUGCAAGAAGACUUAAAGCAGCUGAUAGAACUGACUGAGUCCAGCCUGGUGGCUGUCAAAAAGAGCAAGCUUCUGGCUAGCUUAGAUACAAAUGCCUCCGCCUCCUCCUCCUCCCCUCAAGUAGAUGCCCUGGAGCAACGUGUGAACCCUGACAGUUCUGCCCAGGAUGAGGAAUACGCUGCCUUCAAGGAAGCCAUUGCUGAGCUUGGAACCGACGAUGAGCCUUCAGCUGAUAACAGCGAGAGAUCUUCAAGGGGAAAUGAAGAAAGCAAGGAGAAAAGUGAACUGAAGUGCAGUGAAGAGGAGGAAGAGUCUGACAGGGAGGAAGAGGAGGAGGAGGAAUUGAGUGGGAUGAAGGUUAAAGCCCCAUACUACAGCUCUUGGGGGACGCUGGAGUACCAUAAUGCCAUGAUUGUGGGGACAGAAUACUUAGAAGAUGGCAGUGCGGGUGUCAGAGUGCUGUAUCUCUAUCCAACUCACAAGUCCUUGAAGCCGUGUCCGUUCUUCUUGGAUGACAAAUGCAGAUUUAAAGAGAACUGUCGGUUUUCACAUGGCCAGGUGGUCUCUGUGGAGGAGCUCCAGCCAUUUCAAGAGCCCAAUCUGAGCGCCCUGGAGGUGGGCUCAGCCUGCCUGGCAAAACACAGCGAUGGGAUAUGGUACGCUGCAAAAAUAACUGAUAUUGAUAGUGGUUACUACACUGUGAAGUUUGAUUCCCUGCUGCUAAAGGAAGCUGUUGUGGAAGGAGAUAGUAUCAUUCCCCCACUACGAAGUGAAGAUGGUGCCUCAUCUGCUGAAUCUGAUGAAGACAGUGUUGAUGAUUCUGGUUAUGCUAAAGGUGAGAGAGUGAGGGGUUUUCAUGCUCUUGAAGGUUUUGCAAAUCACCUUUGUGUCUGUGUGUCACUAAUUUGUCUUUUCUGUUCUAUAGUGAUAGAUUCUGGGGCUCCAGAGAAUGGAGAGUGGGCUCCUGCAUGCAGUUCCUCUUUUGGUGGCUGGGAAGCCCACACUCGUGGCAUUGGCUCCAAACUGCUUGUUCAGAUGGGAUAUGAGUUUGGGAAAGGGCUCGGGAAGAAUUCUGAGGGCAGAGUGGAGCCGGUGCAGGCCGUGGUACUUCCUCGAGGGAAGUCCCUUGACCAGUGUGCUGAGGUGCUUCAGAGGAAGAAACAGGGGAGGCUGGACCCUGGCAAUACAAAGAAAUCCCGAGCGAAGGGAAAUAAUGCCGGCCAGUCCCCUGCAGGCAGCCGCAAGCCGCCCCGCAAUGUGUUUGACUUUCUGAAUGAGAAACUGCGAGGGAAGAGCGCUGGGGAGAAGCCUGGAGGUAUGACACUGCCAGAGAGGAAGAGCAAAGAGAUCUACCAUGCUAGCAAGAGCACCAAGAAGGCCCUGAGCGUCCGCCUCUUCCAGACGAUGGAGAAGAUUGAACAGACGCAGAAGGAUAUCAAAGGAAUCCAGCAGGCCCUGGCGCGCAAUAUUGGGCGGCACAGCGUUGCUACAGCUCAGCUGGAGGAGAAGCUGGCUAACGCUCACAAGCAGCUGGGGCAGCUGCAGGCCCAGGAAGCCAGUCUGCAGCGGGAGCAGAAGAAAGCAGACACACAUAAGAAGAUGACUGAAUUCUAGUCUCUGAGGAAGGUGUUUGACUGCAGUGGUUAUCCUUCUAGCCAGCCCGUGUGGUCAUGGCCUCAAAGCCUGGCUGAGCCAUCCUGCUCCUCUGGGUCGCAGGCUACAUUCCCAGCCCGAAAACUGGGCUGAAAAGCAGCAGUUCCUGAAACUACACGCUUCUGAGCUCUGCUGGGAAGAGGAGGAGCCCACGUCCGUCCAGCCUUGAACUUUGUAUAAGGACUAGCUACCAGAAAUACAAUUCUCUGCUAUCUUGCACACUUUUUUCCUCUCAUCACUGCAGUAGCCAGAGUGUGUAGCUGCUCAGAUGAUAACAUUGCUGGCUAAGAACCAGACGAGGAGGGCCUUUGAAAGCCCCACAUCCUGCCAUCGGUUGUGGCUUCUGUUUGCAGCCAACUGAUGAACACAAGUGGAGGCAGGGUCCCAGGCACAUUCUGGCAGAGCAGAAAAGGCAUAUGCUAGUUGAAAACAACAAAGGCAAAUUGCUUCAGCUGCUCUUUACCUUCUGUUCUUUGCUAUGGGGUUUAUCUGAGAACUCUUCAAUAAAGAGCAGUUUCUUAUAAA